AUGGACCCGGCCUGGGAUGCGUGGGUCAAUGGUACGCUACAGCAGCUUGAUGACCGGCACCUGACGCGCGUGUUGCGGCCGCUAAUGCCAACGCAGUCAGCGGUCGAGGCAGGCAUACAUUCGCAGCAGCUGGAUGCUUGGCUCCAGGGCGCACCGGCCUGCGACGAGCCCGGCAGCUUGACGGGCCUCCAGGCCGGCGCUGCGGCGCUGGGCGCAGCCAGCAUCAGCACCGGCAGGGGGCAGAGCGGUGCUCCGCCCCCCCACCUGAACUCCAGGCAGCAGCAGCAGCAGCAGCAGCAGCAGCAGCAGCAAGAAGGGCAGCCCAGAUUACAAUUGUUUGGUUUAAAUGACUACUUGGGGCUGUCCACCCAUCCCGACGUCUGCAGGGCGGCGGCGGAAGCGGCGCUGGCGACGGGCAUGGGGCCGCGGAGCAGCGCGCUGGUGUGCGGCUGGACGCGCGAGCACCGGCUGCUGGAGCUGGAGAUAGCGCGGCUCAAGGGCACCCAGGACUGCCUGCUGUUCCCGACAGGCUAUGCGGCCAACAUGGCUGUGAUGACGGUGCUGGCGGCCGCGGGCAGCAGCAGCAGCGCUGGUGGCAGCGGAGGCCCCAGCUCACAACAUCAUCCCCACCAUAAUCAUCAUCAGCAGCAGCAACAGCAGCAGCAGGCCACCAGCCCCGAGGUCGUUAUAUUCAGCGACGAGCUCAAUCACGCUUCAAUUAUUGACGGAGCCCGGCUUGCGGCGCGCGGCGGCGGCGCCGUGCGGCUCGAGGUCUACCGCCACAGCGACCUGUCGCACCUCGAGCAGCUGCUGAGAAGCUGCCCAGCGGGGGCAAGGACGCUGGUGGUGACGGAUGGCCUGUUCUCGAUGGAUGGAGACUUUGCUGACCUCAGGGGCCUGGCGCGCCUGCGGCGCCGCUAUGGGUUCCUCCUGGUUGUGGACGACGCCCACGCCACCCUGGUCUGCGGCGAGCACGGCGGCGGCACCGCCGAAAUGCAGGGCGCGUCGGCCGCGGUGGACGUGCACGUGGGGACGCUCAGCAAGGCGUUCGGCUGCCUGGGCGGCUUUGCGGCGUGUAGCUCGCGGCUGCGGGCGCUGCUGCUGAACCGGGGGCGGCACGUGAUCUUCUCGACGUCGCUGCCGGUGCCGGUCGUCGCGGCGGCUCGGGCGGCGCUGCGGGUGGCGCAGAGCCCCGUCAUCCCGCUGGUCAUCGGCCUGGAGGCGCCCACCAUGGAAGCUGCCCGGCAGCUGCUCGCCCAGGGCUUCCACGUGGGCGCCAUCCGGCCGCCCACGGUGCCGGAGGGCACCUGCCGACUGCGCGUCAGCCUGUCCGCGGCGCACUCCUUUGCUGACGUGGACGCUCUGGCGGACGCUCUGCUGCGGUGCCGCGCGGGCGCGGCCGCGUGGGCGUUUGUGCGGCUGCCGCACCUGCUGCUGCCCGCGCCGUGGACGCGGGAGUGGCGGCGGCAGCAGGGGCGGCUGGACGGGGUAGGGCUGGGUGACGACGACGAGGAGGCUGGUGGGGCGGCCGCGGGCUUCGCUGCAGUCAGCUCUGGGCCCUGGCAGCCAGCACGCUCCCGGCUGUAG
This is a messenger RNA of Monoraphidium neglectum, 1587 nucleotides long. RefSeq names its product 8-amino-7-oxononanoate synthase. The record is from RefSeq and is a predicted model, not a curated record. Bases 1 to 1587 code for a protein of 528 amino acids. Lineage: Eukaryota; Viridiplantae; Chlorophyta; Chlorophyceae; Sphaeropleales; Selenastraceae. Gene Ontology annotation, biological process: biosynthetic process. The transcript is spliced from 6 exons. Gene Ontology annotation, molecular function: transferase activity; pyridoxal phosphate binding.